GUCUAAUUUACAGUGUAGGUGGAGCACAGGAGGAAACUAACCGAGGAGCGACAACAACAACAGACAGGUUUACUUUUUCAGUUCCUGGACGAGGGGAAAAAAACCGAGUGAAGUUACCUCUCAGUCUUUUAUCAGCAGCAGAAGUUGAUAUCAGACAGUCGACAGAGUCUGGUGUCGCUCGGGGAAGAUUUCGUGAUGAUUGAGGUGUCGAUACCCUCCAUGGAGAGGGAAGUGGAUGAGUCCGGAAAGACCAAAAAGCUUUUCAGAGUUGAAGUCUUGUUUAACGAGAGGAAACAUUUUGUGCUCAGAAGAAGCAGCGAGUUCCAGGCUCUGCACAGAAAACUCAGGAAGGUCAUCCAGACCCCUGAUUUCCCCAGCAAAAGAAACCCCCACUUGAGGACCAAACCUCCAGAGCAGAGGAGGCAGGAGCUGGAGGACUACGUCCAGGAUAUCAUCUAUCAGAAUGAAGACGUGCCGCAGGUGCUGCUGGACUUCCUGCAUGUUAGACACUUUCACACGGGGAACAAGGUCAGCAGCAUGGAGUCACUUGACGAACUGGACGGUCAGGACUACAGUUAUCAGUUAACACAUCAGCAAGUGUUUGGAUUUUUUAAGGAUCCGUACAUCUCUGACUGCACCUCAGAUCUCCCAGACGUCAUCGUGGACGGGGUUCUUCAGGGUUUUUAUCCGCGGGACAUCCGGGUCACCUUUACCUCACCCACCGUCACUGAGCCUGGCUCUACUAUUUCUAUGGAAGACGCGUGAAAAAGCCAGCUUUUAAGAUGCAAAGUUUUAAAAUAGAAUAUCCAAUAACAACAGCAAUAAAGCUUGACAAAAUAACAAUCAGCUUAUGGUUAGAUACUGCUGAAGAAAAGCAGCCUAAACCAGGUGACUUUGACAAUGCUUUGGUCCAAACUCAACACUCCCAGUGGGGGAGCUGUGGUCCUCAUACUUCUGUUGUGACGUUCAACCACAUCAAACAUUUUAAACCAAAAAAGCAAAACUCAGACAUGAAGCUGGUGUUUGUUUGAGUAGCGUAUACUAUUUCCCUUUCUUAGAGGGAUACAAAAGCUGGUUUUAGUCAUUUACUGUCUAAUUUAGCUCGAAAACAAAAGAGCUGUGUGUGCGUGCGCGUGUGUGUGAAUAAAAUGACUUGAAGUUAAUGGGCAGAGGGGUCAUAGUUAGAUGUGUAUAACUUUUUUAGAAAUGUGAGACAAGUCAAGCUGAUGUAAGAUUUCUAGUUUUUAGGUGAAUCACAGUCAGCCUUUGAAGCUUCGGGCCAAAUACUGAUGUAAAGGGGUUUGGGGGGUUUUGUAGCAUUUUUGGUGUAAUAAAAUGUUUCUGUAGAUGCUCUAUACUUUUGUAUCAUAUUGUUAAUAUUGGAAUUAUAAUAAAGAAUGCAAAAUGA
Messenger RNA from Labrus bergylta (ballan wrasse), 1408 nucleotides. It is a transcript of the gene snx22, whose product is annotated as sorting nexin 22. Lineage: Eukaryota; Metazoa; Chordata; Actinopteri; Labriformes; Labridae. The record is from RefSeq and is a predicted model, not a curated record. Gene Ontology annotation, molecular function: phosphatidylinositol phosphate binding.